AUGCAACUCUUCACUUUCUGCGUUAUUGCUCUGGCCUUUGUGCCCGCAACCUUUGCUCAGGGUACAGGCUGCAACGUGGAGAUCUUGAACCAGAACCAGGUUUCGGUUGGCAGUGGCUGCGCCCGCAUAAACUCGGUCACCAACAUAAGCGACAAUCAGGGUCGCCGCUGGGGCGUCAAUGCCAACUCCAGUUGUGGUCUCUCAACCACACAAACCCUACCUAGCGGCUGGAGCCUCACUCAUAAUGGCUUCUGCAACGCUUAA
Molecule: messenger RNA, 264 nt
Organism: Pyricularia grisea
Lineage: Eukaryota; Fungi; Ascomycota; Sordariomycetes; Magnaporthales; Pyriculariaceae
Exons: 1
Coding region: 1-264 (87 amino acids)
Source: RefSeq, a predicted model, not a curated record